AUGGUGGAGCUGCUCCAUGUGGGUUUCAUGGACUGGCUGGCGCUGGCUGUGGCUGUGGCGUUAUACUACUUUCUUGUCGAGCAGCUAUCAUACCGCCGCAAGAAGGGGGCCCUGCCAGGCCCGUCGUUGGUCGUGCCGUUCCUCGGCAGCAUCGUGCCCAUGAUACGAGACCCGGCCGGGUUCUGGGACACGCAGGCGGCCCGGGCAAAGAAGUCCGGUGCCGGGCUGGCGGCUGACUUCGUGGUCGGCCGGUUCAUCGUCUUCAUCCGCGACUCGGAGCUAUCCCACCGCGUGUUCGCCAACGUCCGCCCCGACGCCUUCCAGUUCGUCGGCCACCCUUUCGGCAAGGACCUCUUCGGCAUCUUCUACCUGUUCGGCGACGAGCACAAGGACCUGCGCCGCAGGAUGGCGCCCAACUUCACGCCGCGCACUCUCUCCACCUACGCCGCCGUCCAGCAGCGCAUCAUCCUUGCCCACAUCCGGAGGUUGCUAGACCGGAACCGGAGAUCAGUCGCGGCGCCGAUACAGGUGACCUGCCGCAACAUAAACCUCGAGACCUCACAGACGGUCUUCGUAGGGCCGUACCUCACCGAGGAGGCGAGGGAGAGAUUCGACAAGGACUACGCCCUCUUCAACGCGGGUCUCCUGGCAAUGCCCGUGGACCUGCCCGGGUUCGCCUUCAGACGCGCGAAGCUGGCCGUGGCGCGGCUGGUGCGCACGCUCGGGGAGUGCGUGCGCCAGAGCAAGGCACGGAUGCGCGCCGGCGGCGAGCCGGAGUGCCUCGCUGACUACUGGAUGCAGGCCCUGGUGAAAGAGAUCGACGCGGCCGCGACGCCUCCCGUGCACACCGAUGACGUGGAGCUUGGGGGGUUUCUGUUCGACUUCCUCUUCGCCGCCCAGGACGCGUCCACCUCUUCGCUCUGCUGGGCUGUCGCCGCCCUGGCGUCCCACCCAGACGUCCUCGCCCGCGUGCGCGCCGAGGUGUCCGCGGUCUGGUCGCCCGAGUCCGGGGAGCCCAUCACCGGCGAGAAGAUCCAGCAAAUGAAGUACACCCAUGCGGUCGCGCGCGAGGUGGUCCGCUACCGUCCUCCGGCGGCGCUGGUGCCGCACAUUGCCGCGGAGCCGUUCCAGCUGACGGAGUGGUACACGGUGCCGAAAGGCGCCAUCGUGUUCCCGUCGGUGUACGAGUCGUCGUUCCAGGGGUUCGCCGCGGCGGACGAGUUCGACCCGGAUCGCUUCUUCUCGGAGGAGCGCAGGGAGGACGCGGUGUGCAAGCGCAACUUCCUGGCCUUCGGCGCUGGCGCGCACCAGUGCAUGGGGCAGCGGUACGCCCUCAACCACCUCGCGCUUUUCAUGGCGCUCUUCGUGUCCGUCGUCGACUUCAAGCGGGACUGGACGGAGGGAUGCGACGAGCUGGUGUACGCGCCGGCCGUCAUGCCUAGGGAUGGCUGCGCCGUCUACCUCCAGCAGCGUUGCUCUUCGUUCUGAGCUGCUCCAGCUACUUCCCUUCCCUUCCCUUGUGCAUGCAAAUGCGCGGGCUAUGUAUCUACCAAAAAUGCUACACUUACGAAACCCAGCUACGUAAAGCUACGUUCUUUCCAUAACGCUAAACUAAUCGCCCUUCCUGAUUUUCAGGGGUGGGCCUGGGCCUAUUUCCUUUCCAACCAAAUCAGGCCAGGUCACCUUUUACGUAGGUUACGUAGAAAUCUUUACGUAGAUGUAGCAUGUGUUGGCACAUAAUAAAAGAAAACAUGGCGAUCAAAUAAUUAUCCCAAUUUAAGAUGAUCAUGGUGACAUGUGGUUUCCAUUCAUACAGUAAUAAAUUGAUUCUCUCGUUUCUUCCUCCCUCGGCAAUCUUCAUUUCUU
Triticum dicoccoides is the source of this 1866-nucleotide messenger RNA. Its product is annotated as cytochrome P450 710A1-like. The coding region runs from base 1 to 1488 and encodes 495 amino acids. Lineage: Eukaryota; Viridiplantae; Streptophyta; Magnoliopsida; Poales; Poaceae. The transcript has a single exon. Gene Ontology annotation, molecular function: oxidoreductase activity, acting on paired donors, with incorporation or reduction of molecular oxygen; heme binding; iron ion binding. Gene Ontology annotation, biological process: sterol metabolic process. The record is from RefSeq and is a predicted model, not a curated record.